Fulvia fulva is the source of this 1011-nucleotide messenger RNA. RefSeq lists its product as uncharacterized. The coding region runs from base 1 to 1011 and encodes 336 amino acids. The record is from RefSeq and is a predicted model, not a curated record. Lineage: Eukaryota; Fungi; Ascomycota; Dothideomycetes; Mycosphaerellales; Mycosphaerellaceae. The transcript has a single exon.
AUGCCUCUGCGCGACGUACUAUCGUUGCCACGGGAGCUACGCGACAUGAUUUAUGACUUCGCGCUUGCCCCCACUGCCAGAGACAUCCACCUCAAGAACUCCAAGGGAGUCCCAUAUACCUAUCACACUUACGAUCGGAGCCUCAAAGCACUCUCGCUAAACAGAGCGACUCGACUCGAAGUCAAGCAGGCCCUGACACGCACUGAAACUUUCAUCCUCGUCACGAUGAAUGGCUGCGACGUUCUGAGCAUGUUCGCUGAGCUCACCGGCCGAGCUGUGACAUACGAUCUCAAGGGAGCGGCGCUCUUCCGCGGACAGAAUUAUCACAGUCUACGAGUUGAUAUCAAGAUGCCUUUAGAUGACAAUGGCAAGCGGGUGAACGAAGAGUCAGGCACCAGAGAAGCCUACUCUAUGGUCUUACGAGUACAGGAGCUCCCUACAUUCUGCAGAGCGCUACAAUGGAUAUUGUAUAUGCAGACCGACAGAGUUGGCGCACUGGUCAGAGCGAUGGAUGGCCAAGGUCUUGCCGUGCCGAGUAGUGGUCCCGUGGACACAAAGAUCAAAUUCAAGCUCAUUCCCCGGGCGGACAAGCCCAUCACGAAAUCGCUGGAAAAGACCUUACUGGAGCCUUUCAUGAACUGCAUCGGACUCCACCAGACUGUCACUGUCUUCGGGGCGUCCAGUGAGUUGGCGAGUACACUGGCCCCGCGCAUGUGCCCAUCCUCCCCGAAUCUAGAAGCAGUGGCAUGGACCAUGCUUCCAGCUGAGGCAGCGGUCUACGAAAAAGUCAUCGGCCUGUAUAAACAAGGAGCUUAUCACGAGCUGAUUGGAAUGUUCGGGGUUGUGAGCUAUUGUUGGACGGCGGGCAUUCUCAACUUCGUACCUGACAACAUGUUCGGUCUAUGGGCUCAACCGGUCCUUCGCACGAACGCGAUUCUGCUCGACAUCGCAGCCAUGGCCAUGACAAGCCACUUCCAUCUUCACGGAGCACGAGGUACUUUGGACUGGUAG